Condylostylus longicornis is the source of this 1113-nucleotide messenger RNA. RefSeq names its product methyltransferase-like protein 22. Gene Ontology annotation, biological process: protein methylation. The transcript has 4 exons. Gene Ontology annotation, molecular function: protein methyltransferase activity. Gene Ontology annotation, cellular component: nucleus. The record is from RefSeq and is a predicted model, not a curated record. Bases 207 to 1100 code for a protein of 297 amino acids. NCBI's taxonomy places the organism in Eukaryota, Metazoa, Arthropoda, Insecta, Diptera, Dolichopodidae.
UAAAUUAAUAAAGUUGAAAAAAACUGUAAAAACUUUCUAAGUGAAUAGCAAUAAAAUCGACAAUUAAAAUAAAAGUGUUUUGAUUUUGGAACUAUUCAAAAGCUUGUAGCAUAUUUUUUUUAAUAUUUUAAAUUAAUAUUUAUAUUUAACAUUAAUUAUUCUUAUAUUCGUUUUGUUUUAAUUGAUUUUGUGUAUAAUAAAGAGAAAUGGGUGAUCAAUUUGUUAUUUCAUCAGAACUAUUUAAUGAUAUUCAGUUAGAUUCAGAAAAGUGUAAUAAUGGAAGAAUUUUGUCAAAAUUCAGAUAUCAACUUCCUAAGGACAAAGAAAGCUUUCUUGCGAUAAAAAGAAAAAGACUUUAUGAGGAUAAAGAAAACAUCAAUGAGAACGAAGACCGGAAUAAUGAAAACAAAACACAUAAUGUUAUAGAAAUUGAGUAUUCACGUGAAUCAACAUUAGAUUUAGUUGGCUUACAAAUAUGGCGUGGUGCAUUAUUAUUAGCUGAUUAUUUAUUUCAUCAUAGAAAUGAAUUGUGUGAUAAACAAGUUCUUGAAUUAGGUGCUGGAGUUGGUUUAACAAGUAUUGCAGCUGCAAUGUAUGCUAUGCGUGUAAUUUGUACAGAUGUUAAUCUUGGCGGAAUUUUAAAAUUAAUUCAAGACAAUGUUAACAGAAAUCGAAAAAUAACUAAAAAUGCUGUUAAAGUACUUGAAUUAAAUUUUGAAAAAAAAGUUCAUUGUUCUGAAGUUGAAGUAUACAUUAGACGAACUGAUAUUUUUUUAGCUGCCGAUGUUAUUUAUUUUGAUAAUUUGACUGACGCUUUUGUAGCGACACUAGACAGAGUUUUAGCGAGAAGUAAAAAGCCAGGUGCUGUUGCAUAUGUUGCAUUAGAAAAACGUUCAGCAUUUAGUACAGAUACUGAUGCUAUACCACCUAGUUUUCAAUACUUUUUGGAUAAAAGCAGUAAAAUGAAAUGGAAUAUUGAAAAUAUAAAAUUAGAUUUCCCACAGUAUUUCGAAUAUGACAGAAAUAAAAAAUUAGUUUUAUUGAAAAUCACAAGAAUACAAGAUAAACUAAAAGAAGAACAAACAGAUUUGCAAAAUUAAAUAUUAAAACACA